Molecule: messenger RNA, 3222 nt
Organism: Lucilia cuprina (Australian sheep blowfly)
Lineage: Eukaryota; Metazoa; Arthropoda; Insecta; Diptera; Calliphoridae
Gene: drl
Product: tyrosine-protein kinase Drl
Exons: 4
Coding region: 127-2064 (645 amino acids)
Biological process (GO): cell surface receptor protein tyrosine kinase signaling pathway; positive regulation of kinase activity; multicellular organism development
Cellular component (GO): signaling receptor complex
Molecular function (GO): protein kinase activity; ATP binding
Source: RefSeq, a predicted model, not a curated record
CAUUUAAUUAGUAUGAGGAAAUAGAUUUUUUUGGAAUAUUUGGAAUAUUAUUAAACAAAAAAAUUUGUGUUUUGAAAAAAGUUUUUAGUUUAAAAACAAAGUUCUUAAAAAAAGUAAACUUCCAUCAUGUAUACCACAGCCUGCUUUACAAUUGGAUUACUUUUCCUGGCUUUAUGCUCCCUUACCCAGAGUCACCUCAAUGUGUAUCUUAAUCUGCAUGAGGUUAUGCGUCUUAUAGGUGUUUCGGCGGAAUUAUAUUAUGUACGAGAAGGACAAGUCAAUGAUUAUGCUUUAAACUUUGCGGUACCAGUGCCGGCAAACAUUAACGAAAUCUCAUUUACAUGGCAAAGCCUGGCACAUAAUCCCCUGCCUUACAGUCUCAACGUAAUCACUUCGGAUCCGUCUGUAUUGCCGCGUCCCACGGUGAACAUAUCACGUAUUGGGGAGAUACCAUUGGAACCGCAGACAUUUGCCAUUGGCAUGAAGUGUUCGGGGGUGCGUGAUGCUGAAGUAGAGGUGACCAUUGCCGUUGAAAUCAUACUCGACCAGCAGACCAACAACGUUACAGAUUUAGUAUUUAGACGUAAGAAAAUUUGUUUAGCCGGCUUACAAGAGGAUGCCAAUGGUAAUACAGUCAACAGCAAUCAUCAGGUUAACAAUGAACCAUAUAGUACGGGAGAACAUGAACAGAAAUUUGCUGGCAUGGGUGUUGGUGGCAUUAGCAAUAAUGGUUUUAUGCAUGACACAUCGUCUGUGGUUGACACAGCACACGAACAGAAUCGCAUUGAAGAGCACUCGGCUGAAGAAAAUAAUCAUAAUCAUCCACGUAACCGGAAUAGUAUCAUAAACCAAAAUAACAACAACAACAAUAACAGACAUAAUAAAGAAGAAAUGCCAGUGGGUAUUAUGAAUGAAUUCGAUCCCAUGUUAAAGGAGACAAUAGCUCCACCUACUGGUGGCCUGAUAACAUUAAUAAUUGGUGUCAUUUUGGCUUUAAUCUUAGUCACUACACUCAUAUUGAUUGCCUACUGUGCCAAGGGACCCACCAAACGUCCCAAUCAUGGUGUACAUCUUAUAAAAACAGCCAGUUUCCAGCGUCUACCCACCAUUUCAUCGACAGCUCACAACUCAAUAUAUGCCUGUCCUUCCACCAUAACACCUACCUAUGCUACUCUGACCAGACCUUUCCGCGAGUAUGAACACGAGCCAGAGGAGUUUAGUCGCCGUCUCAAUGAACUGAACGUGCAAAAGUGUCGUGUCCGUUUAUCGUGUCUGGUACAGGAAGGCACUUAUGGUCGCAUUUAUCGUGGCACUUACAAUGAUUGUCAAGAAGUUCUAGUUAAAACUGUGGCCCAGCAUGCCAAUCAAAUGCAAGUUACUCUACUGCUGCAAGAGGGUAUGAUGUUGUAUGAGGCUUCACAUCCCAAUGUUCUCUCCAUAUUGGGUGUUUCAAUUGAGGAUUAUACAACACCAUUUGUCCUGUAUACAGCGGGUAAUAAUACAAGGAAUUUGAAAUUGUUUUUGCAAGAGCCGACGUAUGCGCGCAGUGUGACCACCAUACAGACGGUUUUAAUGUCUUCGCAAUUGGCCAUGGCCAUGGAACAUUUGCAUAAUCAUGGUGUGAUACAUAAAGAUAUUGCUGCUAGGAAUUGUGUCAUUGAUGAUCAGCUACGUGUUAAAUUGUGUGACAGUUCCUUGAGCCGUGAUCUAUUCCCCGGUGACUAUCAUUGUCUGGGCGAUGGUGAAAAUCGUCCGAUCAAAUGGAUGUCACUGGAAGCGAUACAAAAGAAACAUUUCAACGAGGGCAGCGAUGUGUGGUCGUUUGGUGUUCUCAUGUGGGAGAUGUGUACGUUAGCAAAAAUGCCUUAUGCUGAAAUUGAUCCAUAUGAAAUGGAACAUUAUCUUAAGGAUGGUUAUCGAUUGGCACAGCCGUUCAAUUGUCCAGAUGAAUUAUUUACCAUUAUGGCUUAUUGUUGGGCCUCAUUACCCACAGAACGACCCUCGUUCAGUCAACUGCAAGUAUGUCUAUCGGAAUUCCACACACAAAUUACACGUUAUGUGUAAACCAACCCUACAAGUUUUGCCCCUUACUGUUAAACUAUUUUAUGUUUAUAAGGAUUUCAGUUUUUGUGUAUACAAAGUUUAUAAAUAUAUAUAUAAAUAUAAUAAUUAAUUUUUAAGUUUUUAUUCUUUAAUUAUGUUAAUUUAAAAUAAAAAAUACAUAUUUUCAGUUAAAUAAUCCUAAACUAAUCAUAAUCAUAACUUGUGUAAAUAAUUAUUAAAGAAGAAAAAAGUUAAAAUUUAAAUAAUUAAAGACAAAAGUAAAAACGAAAAAAAAACAAUUCUGUGGAAAAUGGUUAAUUGCAACAAAUUAAAAAAAAUAUAAAUAAAUUAUUUUUGUAGUUUGUAGAUAGUAUUCAAACAAACCCCCUGACGUCCCUCUCUUCCACUACUUGAUAACGAUUUCUGUUUAAAGUAACUUAAGAAAAAAACAAACCUAUUAAUUCCUUAAGAAGUGAAAAGAGAAAGAUUAUAUUUAAACUGCCAUACGUACAUACUUAAGAACUAAAAUUUCUACUAAUGAAUUUUUAAAAUUUAAUUAAAUUUUGUAUUUAACUGCAUUUAUUUAACGAUAAAAUUACUUUAAUUUUAACUAAGUUGUACAUAUUAAAUUUUCUCCUAAAAUUUUAACUAUUCUAAAAUAAAAUUUUUAUGUUCCACUUUAGUAUUUUAAGAACUUAAAGUCUCAUAAAGCAUUUUCUCAACUACAACCUAAAGGCAAAAAAAAUUAUUAACAUAUACAUACAUACAGACAUACAUACAUACAUAUAUAUUAAAUGUUAGAGGUAGAGCUGGGCCUACGUUUUAUGUUUUCCCACUCCCACCCCUACUCAGGUGUAGCUGUCCUCCUCGGUAGUUGUAUAAAUAUUUGUUAUAAUUUAUGCAUUUAUUUUCUUUAUUUCUUUCUUAAUUAUUUUAUAAAUAUAUAAAUAUUUUUUUGUUUCAUUAAUUUAUGUUUAAUUUAAAUUUUUUUUUAAAUAGUUAAUUAAGUUCCCACUGAAUGUGUAUCCUUCUUGUAAAAAAUAGAAUAUAAUGAUGAAAAAGGAAAAAAACUUCUUAAAAAUACACACUCACUUAAAUACAUAUGAAAAAGUAAUAAGAAUAAUUAAAAUGAAGAAAAUAAAAUAUAAAAAAAAUAAAACAUUUUAACGUCCGACAAAU